Messenger RNA from Carcharodon carcharias (great white shark), 591 nucleotides. Its product is annotated as histamine N-methyltransferase-like. Lineage: Eukaryota; Metazoa; Chordata; Chondrichthyes; Lamniformes; Lamnidae. The record is from RefSeq and is a predicted model, not a curated record.
AUGGAGUCAUCUAUGAAAUCCCUCUUCUCAGAUUUUGGUCUGUAUUUUAAAUCAUUUGAACUUUUCUUGGAACGCUCCACUGAACAUCAGUGCAUGAAAAAGUUCAUUGAGGAGAAUCUGGCUGAUGUAGUGACCAGCAUCGGGCAAAAGGGAGUUUCCUGUCUAAAUGUCUUGGGGGUAGGAAGUGGUUCAGGCCUGGUGAGAUCCGAGAGUGCAGCUUGUCCCCGGGCCCUAGUGUCGAGGGCAGCUCUGUCAGAUGCGAGGAGGCCACGCCCAUUUGUUAUGGCACUAGCUGCCACAAACCAGUUUCCGAACAAUCAUCUUUUUCCUGAUGUCCACAAAACACUUGAUGAAAUGAGAAUGAAGCAUCGGAUCUAUAAGCUUUCCUCUGCCAUGGAUAUCAUAGAGUGUUUCAUUGAAGGAAGUGAAAAUGGGGAACUUCUGUUGGAUUUCAUUACACAAAUAGUGCAUUUCAGGAAAACUGCUCCAGCAGAUCUGAAGGCUGAAGCAGGUCAACCUCAGCGCUCAAGGGAGGAAAAUGGGAAAAUUAUUUUCAAUAAUAAUUUGUAUGCAAUAGUGAUUGACUAUUGA